Molecule: messenger RNA, 363 nt
Organism: Eurytemora carolleeae
Lineage: Eukaryota; Metazoa; Arthropoda; Copepoda; Calanoida; Temoridae
Product: membrane cofactor protein
Exons: 4
Source: RefSeq, a predicted model, not a curated record
GGCUUUUAGCGGAGAGCGGAGAGUUUUUUAUAAUGAAGUAUGUGAUAUUAAAAAGCUUUCUUGAAUUGAAUGCUUUUCACGAUGUAUACACCACUUCUCAUCAAACAGCUCUCAUAGGAAGAUAUCAGUUUGGUUCUGUUGCAACCUAUAAAUGCAAUCCAGGGUUUAUUCUUUGGGGAAAUGCAUCCAGGGUGUGUAAUAGUGAUGGGAAUUGGGAUGGUGAAACACCGUUGUGUCAUCCGAUUACAUGCGGUCAACCCCCUCAGAUUGAAUCUGGAAGUUUUGAACUAAUAAAUGGCUCAACGACAUGGCAAUCAUUGGCGUACUAUGCAUGUAGUACAGGGUACACUAAUAGUAUCAUUG